This is a messenger RNA of Aspergillus piperis CBS 112811, 992 nucleotides long. Its product is annotated as sterol desaturase family protein. Gene Ontology annotation, molecular function: oxidoreductase activity; iron ion binding. The transcript has 4 exons. The record is from RefSeq and is a predicted model, not a curated record. NCBI's taxonomy places the organism in Eukaryota, Fungi, Ascomycota, Eurotiomycetes, Eurotiales, Aspergillaceae. Gene Ontology annotation, biological process: lipid biosynthetic process. Bases 1 to 855 code for a protein of 284 amino acids.
AUGGAUCUCAUUCUAGCCUAUCUCGAUCAGUCUUGCCUUGACGCAUUAUAUAUAUCUACCCGCAAUACGCUCACGCAUGCUAUUUGCCCACGUCCUAGAUUGGUCGGAAUUUGCGCUACCAUGACCGAUCCCAGCGUCUGGCGCCGAGAUAGCCCGCAUCGCCAGGCCCUGAGCAUAUUUCUUUUUCUAUGGUUGCUUUCAAGCUCCCUAUUUCUUCUGUUAUUUGGUGGCCUGUGCUACCUUUGGAACUUUGACAAGUCUCUGAAGCAGCAUCCACGAUACCAUAAGAACCAGAUCUGGGAAGAGGCCCAGCAGUCAUUGUUGACCCUCUUCUUGUCUACUAUUCUCACUGUGCCGAUCCUUCUUACCCAGGUACGUGGCUACGCAAAGCUUUAUGACUUUGGUGAUUGCACGGUUAGUGCGACGUACGAAGUUGCCCAAGUCGCAUAUUUUAUUAUAUUCAGCGACACGUGCAUGUAUUGGCUUCAUCGCCUGUUUCACCACCCGCUUCUUUUCAAUACAAUGCACAAGAAGCAUCACCGUUUUAUCAUCCCGACCCCCUUUUCUGCCUACGCCUUUGAUCCGCUGGAAGCCUGGGUUAUGAGCCUUCCUAUCUACGCAUAUAGUUUUCUCUGGCCCAUGUCACGAGAGAUACAACUGCUCGUUUUCGGCUGUGCCAACGUUUGGUCUUUCCUUAUUCAUGAUAACCGGCAGCAGUUCCAUACAGUACAUCAUAAGAACGUUCAACGUAACUUUGGCCAGUAUCUUGACAUAUGGGAUCGCAUUGCAGGCACCUACGCCGAUCCUGGGUGGUAUCUCAGAGGUAAAGCAGAUGUGAUAGUCUCUUCAAAGUAGGGAACAAUCCAUAAAGCCAAAUUCGUCUGCAUAACUUGCUCUUGGCAGGAGGUCCACAGUCUCUAUGUGAAAAUAGCUCCCGAAUGUGACGUCCCAUUAAUUGGUAUCGUACAAUAUCAUAUGUGUUUCUGACCUAG